AGUCCCUUCGUUGCCAAGACCCAGACCAGUCUCGUCUCUGAGAAGGAGAGAGAAAAAAAAGUUUGAAACUUUGAGAAGGAGAGAGAAUGGGAGCGUCGGGAGAAUGGCUGGAGAAGGCGUUGGUGGAUCUAUACCAGAAGAUGGAAACGGGUCUGGGUCUGGAUAAGGAUAUGAUAUCGGGUUUAGUCUCCUACUGUGAGCUCGCUGAUCCUCAAGACGCCAAGGAAUACCUUGACAACAUAAUUGGGCAAGAGGUGGGUAAGUCUGUGAUUGAGGAAUAUUUACAGAAAAGAGGUCGCGCAGAUCUUUGCAGCACCCCAGCUUUCCCAACCUCAAAUUUACAUGCCUAUGUUAAACCACCCUCAAAUGAAGGUUCUGCAAGUGGAACCAAGAAACCAUUGAAAACUCCAAAAGUGGCUAGAGGCGCCAGUGAUCAGGCAGCUUCCAGCAAUCAGGUCAAGCAGGAUUCAACUAAGACCAGCGAGUCAAGAACCACAAGUAAUGCAAACCAAGGUAAUUCUAAGAAGAAGAAAGCUGGGAAAGUUGUUUCACUUGCAGAGGCUGCCAAAGGAUCCAUUGUAUUCAACCAGGGGAAGCCAUGCUCAUGCCAAGCCCGUCGCCACAGACUGGUGAGCAAUUGUUUAUCUUGUGGGAAGAUAGUCUGUGAACAAGAGGGGGAGGGGCCUUGCAAUUUUUGUGGAGCUCUUGUGCUGAAGGAAGGCAGCACGUAUGCUGGUCUGGAGGAAAGUUUCGCUCCCACAUCAGAUGCUGAAGCUGCAGCUGAGGCUUAUGCAAAGAGACUCGUUGAGUAUGAUCGAGACUCUGCAGCACGUACAACAGUUAUUGAUGACCAAAGUGACUACUAUGAAAUUGAAGGGAACAGCUGGUUGUCAAAGGAGGAAAAGGAACUUCUGAUAAAGAAGCAGGAGGAGAUUGAAGAAGCUGAGCGGGCGAAACGAAGUAAAGUAGUUGUGAGUUUUGACUUGGUUGGCCGCAAGGUCCUUGUAAAUGAAGAUGAAACUUCUGAAUUAGAAUUAGAAGGCAGAAUUUUGAGACCACGAGAUGAAAGGGAAGUGAACCGGAUUAAACCAAAUCCUACUCUUAAAGUACAACCACUCUUUGUGGAUCCAGGCCGUAGUAAGAAGUCUAUUCAAGGUAGACAGGCAAACAAGGGCCCCACCAACGGCCUGUGCUUGGAGAUAACCGGGAGGGUGCAGCAUGUCAACAAUGAAUUAAAACAAUUUAUGAUGGAUGAUCAAUUGGAAACAGCCUCAAAUGGGAAGUUUUCGGAAGGAACAACUGUAAGUGGGGGUAUGCUUGAUGAUCGUGGAGAAUGUUUUCUAGAUUACCAUUGAGGGAGAUAUUGGGUUUCAUUUUAAACUUUGCCCCAACUUCUGGUGCUCUGAGGGAGAUUCAGAAUGCCAUAUAGCAAUUCACCUUUUCAUUGCUUGUAAUUUAGGAACAUACCUUAGAACAGAAACAAACAAGAUUCCAUUGCACCAUUUUCCAAAAUUUGAUGGUAUAAAGAAAGGUUGCAAUGCUGCAUA
Messenger RNA from Prunus persica (peach), 1547 nucleotides. Its product is annotated as activating signal cointegrator 1. Gene Ontology annotation, cellular component: nucleus. The transcript has 4 exons. Bases 87 to 1355 code for a protein of 422 amino acids. NCBI's taxonomy places the organism in Eukaryota, Viridiplantae, Streptophyta, Magnoliopsida, Rosales, Rosaceae. Gene Ontology annotation, molecular function: zinc ion binding. The record is from RefSeq and is a predicted model, not a curated record. Gene Ontology annotation, biological process: regulation of DNA-templated transcription.